Molecule: messenger RNA, 5604 nt
Organism: Paracoccidioides brasiliensis Pb18
Exons: 5
Coding region: 1-5604 (1867 amino acids)
Biological process (GO): proteasome assembly
Cellular component (GO): cytoplasm; nucleus
Molecular function (GO): molecular adaptor activity
Source: RefSeq, a predicted model, not a curated record
AUGUCUAAGCCAGAUGAAGCUCGGGAACUAAGUCUUAUAUCCAAAGUCGAGCUCAGAAUUGCUCUUGCAGAUAGUGAUUCCAAGCUUCAAUCUCUCCUCCAGACAUACCUCGCUCCACUCCUCCUCAAACUAGCUUCUGAAAGUCUUGCAGUACGCAAUAAAGUUAUCGCCAUCUGCCAACAUAUCAACACGAGAAUCCAACCACCAUCAAUUACCCUUCCAGUUGCAGUGCUGCUGAAACAGUUUAAAGACGUUAAAACUCCGCUGGUGCGCCAUUUUGAUCUAAUCUAUAUCAAACAUGGACUUGAUCGGAUCACCGCUAAUGAGCGACUUGAGCUUAUCCCAGUUCUGAUCCAGGGGAUCGCUGAAAUUGAUGGUCCAGUGUCUGCUUCCUCGCAGGGUUCUAUAGUAUUCAAUCUGCUAUUGAGAUUGUUACCGUUACUGAAGUUGCCUCAGAGGGGCAGUGAGGAGGAUCUAGCGCUGAGGACGAAGCUAGGUAUUUCCGACGCAGAUGCUGCUUUCUUGGAGAAGUGGUUUGGUAAACUCUUGCUUUUGGUGCCUGGUGCAAAAGAUGCUACGAGAUGUCCCGCCCUUACUCCUUCAGAGUACAGGUUUGUAAAUAGGGACGCGUCGCCUGAUGAGACAUGGAAUCCUUCAGUUGCUGGCGGCCUUAAUCUAACCGAGACAAAAGUUGCGGUUGCGAAGUUCUUGGCCAGCGGGGCUUUUACAGAUUUUGAGCGCUUUACAGCAGCUGUUAUAGCCUCCGCUGACCCGAAUAGUCGACUUUCUGACGUUGGAGAAGAUAUACUAAAACGCUUUCAACCGGAUCUGGAGAGAGCGGAGAUUGUGGAUGAGCUAUUUGGCCUCUACUUUGGAACUAAGGGCCCGGAAGGUGCUCCUCCAGCAAGACCGGCCUUACAAGCUAAGAUUCUUGGAUUUCUAAGCAAAUCAGUGAAGGCUACUACCGAACCGGAGCGGAUUAAUCGGCUUCUUGACUCAGGACUCUUGUCGAAUGAUGAUACAGCGGCAAAAGGCCUCGAAGCAUCGAAGCUCCGAAGCCAGAUAUUUACUUUCGUCACAUGGAUUGCCCGUAUGGGCUCUGCUGCAGACUUAAACGUCGUUGCACCCCGCUCCAUCGAGGGUUUAAUGAACUUUGUUUCUUACCAGGGAUGGCCCGACCCCAACACCAACACCAAUGCGCAAAAGCUUAGUCCUUCAGAGCUUAGCCUUCGAAGUCUUGCGUACGAGACUAUCGGCGUUCUCGCGCCGAAAAUCCAACGGGCUUCACAGAAUGAUGAGGGGAAGGUUUUCGAUCUCGUCCUUCUCCGAUGGCUGUUUACGUCACUAAGUUCUGACUCUGCAAGCGGCCAGAUUUUUGUGAGCAUCGAGCAAGCCCUGGGAGGUAUCUUGAACGCUAUUGCAAGUAACGCGGAUGAGUAUCUUCAAAGCCAAAUCCGUCCGCUUUUGAUUCAUUAUAUGAAUGCGGAACCAGAUACGCUAGACUCUGACACAGGAUUCCAUAUUGUACGAAGUACGAGAUUUGCUGCCGUGCGGUUUGCAAAUCGAUGUCUGCCUUAUUGGGAUGUGCAAGCACGGUGGAUAGAUUUGAUGGCCAUUGGCGGGGAGUCAGGAGGAAGAUAUGAAAUUAUAGAAGAGGGUCAGAAAGGUCUUGAUCCGUACUGGUAUAGGAUGCUUAAUCCUCCCAAGGAUAGGAGCUGGGUAAUGUCAACAUCUCCAAAUUCCGACAUUGAUCCUCGAUAUAGAUUUCCUCAGUUUACGGAAUUAGUACGCUCUCUCUUUGGGGAUCCUGGCGAUGACGUCGAAAUGGAUGAUGGAGCCAUUUCCAUCCCCGCCAGAUUUGCUGCCAACUAUAUCAAUUCAUUUGCCCCGGCUAUUACAUUUGUUCGCAAUAUCCUCCUUUCCGAAUCACUCCAAGUUGCUGAGUCGCCCUUGAGCGUAGAGCCAGACUGGGAACACCGUCUUGACGCAAUCAUCUCCACAAAGGAAGAUGCAAGGAAGAGUCUCAAAAAAUAUCUUAUACAAUGCGACAAGGAGGCGACUCUUCGGUUUUUGAAGGCCUCUCUCGCUGGCCUCCUCUGGAAGAAUGGCCAAGGCUUAGGCCGCUGUGGAAUCCAUUUUGUUGAGGUCUGCAGUCUCGCAUCGGAUGAACUUCUUUCUCCGAUUGCUAAUCAUGCCUCGUUGCUUAAAGAUUCGAUACUGUCGAAUAACGUCGCAUCGCAGGAUGUAGCAGCCCAGGCAUUUGGUAUUUUAGCUUCUCACGUGGACUAUCCAACAUCACAGAUUCAGCAGUUAUUCGAUUCAUUUGCCCUUUUGAUUGAGUCUUGGAGAGCUGCAGUUGGCCAGGGUGUAAAUCAUUGCAGAGGUGCAUUAAUCGGUCUAACCCAACUUCUGUCUCGCUUAUCUUUUCGAGGGAGAACGGGGGUUAUAUCUGAAACACAGAUCCCAAGAUUUGUAGAGACUACCCUGGAUAUUUUGCACAAUUCAAGAGAUCUGGCGCUCAAAGAGGCUGCCCAAAUUUCAAUCGGACAGCUGAGUCUCUCAUCCCUUUUGCAACCAUUAUCUUUUCCUGGAGACGAUACCAAUGAGGCCGCGAAGAAAGUUAUAGAUAAGAUUCUAGAGGAUGCAAAGAAGGAGAAAGGAACAGCAAUUCUGAGUUUGGGGCGCCUGUCGCUAGUUCUUCCCAAAGACGAAACCGAAUCCUCUCCGUUUAAACAUUUGCUGAAUUCCCUCUAUGAUCUUCAUGAAGUCCGACGACCAGAAGUUCAAUUUUCCGUCGGAGAAGCUUUGUGCACCGUUGCAGUUGGAUGGUCGUCGAAAGCACUUAUUACCGCUUUCGACGUAGAUGCAGCUUGGCCAAAUUCAGAUAUACCGUCACAUAUCCUUUCAGAUAUGCUUGAUAAAAUUAUUAUCGAUUGUAAGGCGUCGAAACCGUCAUUGAGGAAAGCAUCUGUCAUCUGGCUUCUCUGCUUGAUCCAAUACUGCGGACAGUUUUCGCAAGUACAAGACCGUCUGCGGAAAUGCCAGGCUACUUUUGUAUGGCUCUUGUCUGACCGAGAUGAAAUCGUUCAGGAGACAGGGUCCAGAGGCUUGAGUCUGGUAUAUGAGAUGGGCAGCCAGGAGCUUAAAGAUGACUUGGUUCGGGAUCUGGCUCAAACCUCGGAGGCGGCAAAAUUUCCUCUGAUACAGAGCUGUUCGAACCCGGUGCGCUCCCUACAGGUGACGGAUCAGUUACAACUUAUAAGGAUAUCAUUGGACUUGCAUCCGAAGUCGGAGAUCCAAGCCUCGUCUAUCGAUUUAUGUCCCCUUGCUUCCAAUAAUGCGAUCUGGUCAAGUCGUGCAGCGUUUGGCAGAUUUGGACUCAGCAAUGUUCUUUCUGAUUCAAACUUCAACGGAUACCUUGCGCAAAAUCCUAAACUGUAUCCCAAGCUAUAUCGAUACAGAUUCGACCCCAACACCAAUGUGCAGCGAUCAAUGAACGAUAUUUGGAAUGCUCUGGUUAAAGAUUCUAAUGUUGUGAUCGACUCAAAUUUCGAUGCCAUUAUGGAUGACCUGCUAAAAAGUAUCAUGACUGGUAGAGAGUGGAGGGUGCGGCAGGCAAGCUGUGCAGCAAUCGCUGACCUAAUUCAAGGACGGUCUGUUGAGAAGUACGAAAAAUAUCUUGGCGAUAUCCUUACCAAAGCGUUCAAAGUUCUGGACGAUAUCAAGGCGACAGUGCGCCAAGCUGCCCUAAGACUCUGCCAGGUUCUCACAAAUAUCGUUAUUCGAGCUUUGGAGUCUAGUGAUGCCGAUUCGAAACGGGCAAGGGUCAUGUUAAAGCAUAUUAUUCCGUUUCUCCUCAGCCGUGAGGGUAUGGAGUCCGCCGCAGAAGAUGUACAAGUUUAUGCCAUAACAACAUUAACGAAGAUAAUCAAGAAAAGCCCCAGAAAAACACUGCGCCCCUUCGUACCUCAAAUAUUAGAAAGAUUUCUUGCAUCGUUAAGUUCGCUCGAACCUCAAGCUGUCAAUUACGUUCAUCUCAACGCUGAUAAGUAUGGCUUGACCGGGCAUGAUAUUGAUAAGAUGAGGCUAUCAGCGAUUCGUACAUCUCCGAUGAUGGAAGCCAUUGAACUCUAUCUUCUCGAGUCACUCGAUGAAGAAAGCAUGAAGAAAGUGGCAGAUAGGCUGGAAGAUGUGCUACGAUCAGCAAUUGGCCUACCAUCCAAAGUUGGCGUCAGCCGUGUACUAGCGAUUCUCAGUUCGAAGGCUUUUCUAUUUCGCCCACAUGCGGACCGCUUUGUUCAACUGAUGCGGAAAUAUGUUCUUGACCGGAACGAUACCAUUAGUGCUUCAUACAGCUCUUCCUUGGGGUACCUCAUGCGAUUGGCAACAGAUGAACAGGUGCUGAAAACUAUUGACUGUGCAAAAUCGUUAUACUUUGAUGCCGACGAGACAUCUCACCGCGUCAUCUCCGGGGAGAUCUUACAUUCUAUUUCAAAGCUGGCAAAUGACCGUAUCGCAGCAUUUUCGGCUGCCUUCCUCCCAUUUAUCUUUGUUGCUAUGCAUGAUACGGACGAGCAGGUCAGGGAUCUUUUUUCAAAAACGUGGAAUGAUAACGUCAGCGGAUCACGCGCCGUAUCACUCUAUCUUCAGGAAAUUCUGGUGAUUAUUUCUAGCCACCUCGACUCUCUGCGCUGGGCCAUUAAGCACACUUCUGCCCUUGCCAUUGCAAAGGUGACUUCAACACUAGACGACAACAUUGAUCUCGAAACCUCGGAGCGUAUUUGGCCAAUUAUCGAAAAGGCCGUUUCAGGAAAGACUUGGGAAGGAAAGGAGACGGUACUGGAAGGGUUCGUUAAAUUUUCGCGCAAUUCAAAAGCUUCAUUAGGCCAGCAGAGCGAUAUUCGUGAUCAAUCGAAGGCUAUUGUGGUAAGAGAGGCCCAGCGAAACAAUCCUGCUUAUAGGCCCCAUGCACUCAAAUCUCUUGGUGAAUUUGCGAAAAUUUGGAAUGAGUUAGACCUCAUGCCUGAAGCUAUAAGAAUUGUUUCCCAGGUGGUUGAGGAUCUGGCCGACGAUUCCAAAGAAAAAAUGCAAGUAGACACGGGAAACGGUAGUGCUUCAAAGGUCGAGACACAAACACUUGCUGCGGGUGUAGAGUGCAUUUUCAACUGCCUUAAUCCCUCAAUUCCUAUUUCUGCAUUCACCCAAUAUCUAUCUCAAAUACCUCCGAUUAUCGGCAAGGCUGUUACAUACGGUGGCAGGACUGUCUACAACGUUGAGUACGAGGGGCUCAAUACGGUUUUCGGAAAUCUCACGAACGCCAUUUCAAAUCCUGACUUUGAGAUAGUUACUGGAGAGCCAAACAAAGGUCUUCAAACUGCAUUGUUAUCUCUAGCUGACCAACUCUUAUUCCGUGAUCUUGACCUGUGUGUGGAAAACACGAGGCAUAGUCGUGCUCAGGCAGCUCUUGCAUACAUACAGGCAUGCAAUGGACUUAAAAUUAAAGUUACCCAAGAACAAUGCCAGCAGGUUCAAGGGUGGCUAGCAGUCGAACGAUCCGUCCAGGUCCAGACUGUCCUGCGCCAAGCACUAGGGGAGAUCUCGUAA